Molecule: messenger RNA, 618 nt
Organism: Drosophila busckii
Lineage: Eukaryota; Metazoa; Arthropoda; Insecta; Diptera; Drosophilidae
Exons: 3
Coding region: 1-618 (205 amino acids)
Molecular function (GO): odorant binding
Source: RefSeq, a predicted model, not a curated record
AUGUGGAUAAAUAGUAUAUACCUGGCUGUUAUCUUGCUCUGCCUACUGGUGACUACGCUCUCAGGCUCAAGGGUGAAUUGUCAUGAUAAAGAACGCAUACGUGAGGAUCAUAUACACUUGUGUUGCAAGCAUCCCGACGGUCACAACGUUAUCACUGAAACGUGCGCCAAGCAAACCAAAUUCAAUCUGCCAUCGUCCAAGGAGGAGGCACCGGAGGAUCUUGCUGCGGGAGAUGUGAUGAAUGGCACUUGCUGGGCCAAAUGUGUUUUCGACAAUUACAAGUUCCUGAACCACGACGCACUCGACAUGCAGGUGGUGCGCAAUCACUACAAGACCUUUCAUCAACUCGAUCCCGAAUAUGAAUCGGAAAUGAUUGCCGCCUUCGAUCAAUGCCACUCCAAGGCGGAAAAAGCCAUAUCCGACUUUCUAUCGACGCGCGUGUUGUCCUAUACUAUUGGAAAGAUCCAUAAUUGCAAGCCCAUGGCGGCUAUCAUUUUGUCUUGCGUCAUCUUUCACUUCUUUCAUAGUUGCCCGAGAAGUCGCUGGUCCAAUACUACAGAGUGCAUGGAGACGCUAGAUUUUGCCAAAAAGUGCAAGCGUGUUCUACAGACCAUGUGA